Molecule: messenger RNA, 1564 nt
Organism: Manihot esculenta (cassava)
Lineage: Eukaryota; Viridiplantae; Streptophyta; Magnoliopsida; Malpighiales; Euphorbiaceae
Product: dof zinc finger protein DOF1.1
Exons: 2
Coding region: 228-1346 (372 amino acids)
Biological process (GO): regulation of DNA-templated transcription
Molecular function (GO): DNA binding; DNA-binding transcription factor activity
Source: RefSeq, a predicted model, not a curated record
UUAAAGCUUUUGACGCCUGUACUGAACUGUAGUAAGCAAUAAUUGAACCGUUAGAUUUGUAGAAAGAAUAGGCGGGAAUUGAUGAGUCACGUAAAAAAGAGAAAGCAAUAGACAGUGACGUAGCAAGAGAGGUAGUGAGCUCGCGGAUCGAUGGAGAGGCGGGCAACCAGAGGCUUGACGGCGACAAGAUUGGGUCCCCGUGCCCGCCAGGAGGAUGAUAAGCGCUCAUGUCUUUUUCUGCUGCCCGGCCGAAACAGAAAGAGACGAGACCGGAGAGCCCCUUCUUCCUGUUUCGGUCUUCGGACAAGUCUCGCGUUCCGGAAGGCACGCGCGGUCAGAUCUACAAAGAAGAAAAGAUGAUUCAAGAACUUCUAGGUGGUGCUGGUCUUAUUGGAGGAGAGAGGAAAAUUUCCAUUAAUGGAACCAUUUUAGAAGCAACACCUUCUCCUUCUCCUUCAUUAUCUUCUCCUUCUUCUUCUUCAACCGCAACAGCUACUACUACUGCAACUGCUGCUGCUAAUUCAACUUCUUCAACUCCAGAGAACCUCAGAUGCCCUAGAUGUGAUUCUUCAAACACUAAGUUCUGCUACUAUAAUAACUACAACCUCACUCAACCUCGCCACUUCUGCAAAACUUGUCGCAGAUAUUGGACUAAAGGUGGUGCUCUUAGAAAUGUUCCCAUUGGAGGCGGAUGCAGAAAAAACAAGAGCACAGCUGUAUCUACAUCAGUUGGAAAAUCAAGUGCUAGUAUGAUGAAAACAGUUGCAUCUGAGAUUGGAAGAUCAAGCUUUGGUAAUGGAUUUGAUCAUGAACUUCCAUCCAGCCCAAUCAUGUGGGCUUCACCUCAGAAUUCGCAUAUUCUAUCUUUACUGAGAGCUACUCAUAACCCUAACCCUAACUCCAGUACACUGCCCAAUUCUCUUUCUGUGAAGGAAGAAGGGUGUUUGAUUGGAACCCACAUGAUAACUGAGCCAAGUGCUGCAAAUGGUGCACUAACUGCUCGUACUAUUUGCUUAGACCCUCUUAGCCAAGUCCCUUCUCUGGGUCUUUGCACUCCUUUUUGGAAAAACAGUCAACACCAAGCUCAACAGCACCAACAAUCUGCUGGCUUCAUUGUUGGUCAUGAAGCUCAAAACUCAGGGAUACAAGAACUGUAUCAAAGACUCAGAGCUUCAACUAAUUUCUAUACCGACAACUCACCUGUAGUUCUAAGCAAUGUGGCUUCUUCAUCAACUGCAGCUUCAACCAUUUUGGAGUCUUCUCCUGUUGCUGGAGGUGAAUUGGGUUACUGGAAUCCAACGUUUUCAUGGUCUGAUCUUCCAACAACUAACGGUGCAUGUCCUUAAGAACCCUUUCUUUAUAUCAUUUUCUUUUGUUUUUGUCUGCUUCUUAGAUUUCCUUCAUAUGCUAGGGUGGUUGUGAUAUAUGGAUAUGGUCGUAGAAUCAGUUUCUUUUCUUUUCUUUUCUUUUCAUUUCUCAAUUAUGUAUGUGUGCUUUGUGUGUUUAACUUGUGACAAUGUACCAAGGACCAAGAACUGGUAGAAAUGGAAAAUAUUAUUAGCUA